AUGGGUAAACAAUUAGGGUUGCUAAAAAUCAUUGUUAUGCAAGGGAAAAGGUUGGUGAUCCAGGAUUUCAAGACUAGUGAUCCUUAUGUUGUGCUCAAGCUAGGGAAUCAGACUACAAAGACCAAGGUAAUUAAUAGCUGCUUGAAUCCUGUUUGGAAUGAAGAGCUAAAUUUCACUUUGACAAAACCCUUGGGAGUUUUGAAUUUGGAAGUGUUUGAUAAAGAUCUUUUGAAGGUUGAUGACAAGAUGGGGAAUACUUUCCUGAACCUUCAACCAAUAGUCUCUGUAGCCAGAUUAAGAGACAUCUUAAGAGUGUCCUCUAUUGAGACGACAUUAAGGAAGGUCAUACCUGAUGGUGAAAACUAUCUUGUCCGUGAAAGAAAUACCAACUGUGUGAAUGGUGAGGUGGUGCAGAAUGUUUGGUUAAGGCUUCGAGGAGUUAAGUAUGGGGAACUAGAAUUGACCAUCAAGUUGGUCACACAUGUUGCUCCUGCAAUACAAUGCAACAAUUGCAUGUGUCAUAAGUGUAGAUCUCUAAUUAACAUUUUAUGUCUAGUUAAUCAGGGUUUCUGGAAAAUCUGUACGAUCUCCUCUACAGCUAGUGACCAAGUUUCCUAA
Glycine soja is the source of this 618-nucleotide messenger RNA. RefSeq names its product protein C2-DOMAIN ABA-RELATED 11-like. The record is from RefSeq and is a predicted model, not a curated record. Bases 1 to 618 code for a protein of 205 amino acids. NCBI's taxonomy places the organism in Eukaryota, Viridiplantae, Streptophyta, Magnoliopsida, Fabales, Fabaceae. The transcript has 3 exons.